UCUGCUAUUUAACAUUGUUAACAGUCGCAUUUGAGUCGCAUUUGUUAACAUUGGAGUUGAAUACACGUGCUUCGCUGGUAAACAUGAAAAUCAAAGUCAACGUUUAUUAAAAUAUACAAAGCGAAGACGAUUAUACACAAAAAUAUGACACAUCUAAAGGAAGAGGACACCUCGGCCGUGGCGGAUGAGCAAGAGGCGCGUGGCGUCAUCAAGGAGAGUAGCCAAAUAUUUCGUCGCAAUCGCGCCUUGGGCUACGUGAGCAACCAGGUGCCGGCAGUGACUCGAUAUGUGCAGCGACGUCGAGACACCCUGCUGAUCACCUGCAUUGGACGCUCUUUUCAGGUGUACACCGCUAGCCACUUUCGUCUGUUGCAUGUGAGUGGCCUGCAUCCGGACGAUAUUACGGCCAUGGCCACCGAUAGACUCCACACUUAUACGGCCAGCAAUAAAUGUAUCUAUGCAUGGCGCGCCGGCAAACACAUCCGGCAUGUGUAUCGUGGCCAUGAGCGAGAUGUCCAUCUGCUUCUGCCUUUUGGCCGUAGUUUGAUUGCUGUUGAUCAUAGCAAUGUGCUGAAAGUGUGGAACAUUCCCACCGACGAUGUAUAUCUGGAUGUGCCCUUCAAGAGUGAUGAGUUCCGAAUCACAGCGCUUGCUCAUCCGCCCACGUACGUGAAUAAGAUUGUGUUGGGCUCGCAGCAGGGUCAGCUGAAGAUCAUGAACAUUAAGAAGAACAGCAUCGUGUGCACACUCAGUCAUCACGAUUGUGGUAUCACGUGCAUCGAACCUGCGCCGGCAUUGGAUGUGGUGGCCAUCGGACAUGCCGAUGGCACCAUCAUUGUCCUCAAUCUGAAAUACGAUACAGUGCUGGUGGCCUUCAAGCAGGAGUGGGGCCUGGUCACCGGCUUGACAUUUCGCACCGAUGGACCUCCGAUUUUGGUGUCGGCUUGUAGGAAUGGUUACAUGGCCUUCUGGAAUCUGGAGGAGCAUAAGCUGGCCGGUCAACUGCAGGCGCAUGAGGAGCAAGUGGCCACCGCCAUUUGCCUGCCCAGUGAACCGGUCGUCUUCACCACAUCUCCCGACAACUCCAUGAAACUCUUCGUCUUCGAUAUGCCGGAUGGUGGAGCACGUCAGCUCCGCAUACGCGAGGGUCACACAAAACCACCGCUUUGUAUUCGCUAUCACGGCGGCUCUGGCGUGUCCAUACUCUCAUCCGGCGAGGAUAGCACGCUGCGCGUCUUCUCCACCAUCUCGGAGUCGCUAAACAAAAGCAUGGGCCGAGCCACCUAUAAUCAAAAGGCGACCAAGAAGAAAAAUCGUUUCCAGUACGACAAGUAUGGCAUGCCGCCAAUUGUGGAGUUCACAUCCGAUGUGGCACGCGAGAAGGAGUGGGACAACAUAGCCGCCAUACAUUCGGGCAUUAUACAGACCACAACGUGGACGUUCAACAAAAAUCGCAUGGGCGAACAUCGGCUGGUGCCGACACAGUUUCAAAACAAGCAACGCAGCAAUUUCCAGUGCGAGACGACGUGCAUCAUAUUGACGCAUUGCGGCAACUUUGUCAUCAUUGGCUACAGCAGUGGCGAUGUAGAACGCUUCAACAUUCAGUCCGGCCUGCAUCGCUGCAGCUACGGUGCCCCAAAAGCGGCCCAUGAAUCGGCCGUCCGUGGCUUGGCCAGCGAUAAUCUGAAUCAAUAUGUGGUCACUGGUUGCUCCAGCGGACUGGUCAAGUUCUGGACGUUCAAAGGCAAGACUGAAAGGCCAAUUGCCGUGCUGCGUCUGGCAGAUGGCGUCGCUCUGAUGCGGCAUCAUCGGGAGAGCGCCAUGCUGGCCAUUGGCCUAGACACCUUUAAGGUCUAUGUGGUGGACAUGGCCACACGGGUGGUUGUGCGCAAGUUCAUUGGACAUACGGCGAAGCUGAACGAUCUGGCCUUCAGUCCGGACAGCCGUUGGCUCAUCACAGCGGCGAUGGACUCGACAAUUAAGGUGUGGGACAUACCCUCCUCCUACAUGAUCGAUCAUUUCCGCGUGGAGCGUCCCUGUAUCUCGCUGAGUAUGUCGCCAAGCGGUGAUUUUCUCGCCACUGCCCAUGUAAAUCUGUUGGGUAUUUAUCUCUGGUCAAAUAAGACGCUCUUCAGCCAGAUCUCGUUGCGUUCCAUGGAUCCACACGAGCCCGCACCGUAUGUGGGUCUGCCGGCAAAUGUUUGCGAUGCAAUGGAACUGGAGGAUGCCAUGCAAGAGCUGGGCAUUGACAGCAGCAAUGAGCAGAAUGCUGAACUGGGCGAGGAGAUCAAUGCCAAAUACGAAACGCCUAAGCAACUAGCACCCGAGCUGAUUACGCUAUCGGGUCUGGCUGCGUCACGCUGGCAAAAUCUGCUGGAUCUGCAGCUGAUCAAGCAGCGCAACAAGCCCAAGGCACCACCAAAGGUACCCAAACAGGCGCCCUUCUUUCUGCCAACGGUAUCCGGUCUGGAGUUGCGCUUCGAUGUGGCCAAUGGUGCGCCCAGCGCCACGGAUGGUUCCCGCAUCCAGCAAGUGUCUGCCCUUAACAAUCUGACUGCCUUUGGCAAGCUGCUGGAAACGACAGCCACAAGUAAUGACUUUGAUGCCGCUUGCAAGCACAUCACCCAACUUGGACCGUCGAUGGUGGACUUUGAGAUCAAGUCACUGCAUCCAGAAGCCGGCGGCACUCUGCUCGCAAUGCUGCAGUUUCUUAAACUGAUCGAGUUUAUGUUCAGCACAAAUCUCGACUUUGAGCUGGCCCAAUCCUAUCUAAGCGUCUAUCUCCGCUCCCAUGGCCUUAGUCUAAGCGAAUCACCAGAGAUUGUCCAAUCCCUGCGCAGUGUCUCCCAGGCGCAACAGUUGGCCUGGGAGCGUGUCGAAAGCAAACUGAUUUAUGGCAUUGGCGUCGUCUCCGCACUGCGAAACUUUGCUCGCUAAAUUUGUAUAACUGUAGCCGCUUUUUACAUGUUUGUAAAUAAAUUGACAUCAUAUUUAAAUAA
Messenger RNA from Drosophila grimshawi, 2999 nucleotides. Its product is annotated as WD repeat-containing protein 36. Gene Ontology annotation, cellular component: Pwp2p-containing subcomplex of 90S preribosome; small-subunit processome. Gene Ontology annotation, molecular function: protein binding. The coding region runs from base 145 to 2937 and encodes 930 amino acids. Lineage: Eukaryota; Metazoa; Arthropoda; Insecta; Diptera; Drosophilidae. The record is from RefSeq and is a predicted model, not a curated record. The transcript is spliced from 3 exons. Gene Ontology annotation, biological process: rRNA processing.